Auxenochlorella protothecoides is the source of this 1710-nucleotide messenger RNA. Its product is annotated as Vanillate O-demethylase oxygenase subunit. Gene Ontology annotation, molecular function: chlorophyllide a oxygenase activity; 2 iron, 2 sulfur cluster binding. NCBI's taxonomy places the organism in Eukaryota, Viridiplantae, Chlorophyta, Trebouxiophyceae, Chlorellales, Chlorellaceae. The record is from RefSeq and is a predicted model, not a curated record. Gene Ontology annotation, cellular component: chloroplast. Gene Ontology annotation, biological process: chlorophyll biosynthetic process. The transcript has 10 exons. The coding region runs from base 1 to 1710 and encodes 569 amino acids.
AUGGUGACCAUCCUGUACUGCUGUCGAGCGGUCGCCGACGUCCCCUUCCGGGAGCCGUUUGUGCGCUCGUUCCUACUCGGGAUAGGCAGCGGCCUGCUGCUGGAAGGAGCCCAUGUCCUCAUGCAGAUGCUUGGAAGUCAGGACCUAGGUGCCUUUUCGUACUCCCCUGCCCUGGUGGCAGACCAUAUUCUGGCAUUCACCAGCUGGUUUGGGCUGUAUUUCCUGGAGGCAGCUGCCGUCCUCUCGGUGCUCAAGCGCUACAAUGGUGAUGAACAGGCAGCGGCCAAGGACCUCGCAAACCUGUCCACCCUGCCAAAGCGCCUCAUUCCCCGUCUGCCUUUCUUCUCCCGCGAAUCCCGCUUCACCAAGCCCCUCCUUGCGUCGGCCUCUGAAGCCACUGGCACCAAGUCCACAGCGACAGUGGAUGCUGAAGCGAUGGUGGAGCCUGCCACCAAGCUUGCCACGAGCACCCUGGUGGAGCCCAUGCCUCGGGGCGGGACGGUCGUCCGACCCCAGGGAGAAAACAGUGUGGUCAGAGCACCCCCGCGCAAACCGGCCACCUCUGUCCCCCUGCCCCGCGCGCCCUCCUCCGCCGAGGAAAUGGCGGCGGGCGUGGCCAAACGUGCGCGCGAGCUGCGGGACCGAAGCGGCUACCUGAAGAACAUGUGGUACGCGGUGGCCCUCUCCGCCAACGUCGGCAGCAAAGAGCCGGUGAAGGUGCAGCUGUGCGGGCGCGAGAUGGUGCUCUUCCGCGACGCCACAUCGGGGGAUGUGCAGGCACUGGACAACGUGUGCCCCCACCGCGGCGCCCCGCUCUCCUCGGGCUGGCUGUCAGAGAAGGAGUCGGGGACGUGCGUGGUGUGCCCCUACCAUGGCUGGGCCCUGGAUGGGGCUGGGGCGCUCAAGGAUGUGCCGGCCGCCAUGAACAAGGGCGAGUGGCCCAAGCGCUCGCUGAUGAACGUGUACGACGUGGAGGAGAAGGGCGGCUUCGUCUGGCUCUUCUACGGCAGCCGCCGCAUGCCCGUGAACGAGCGGCCACCCAUCCCCUACAUCCCCGAGCUGGACGACGGCGGCUGGCGCGCGGUGUAUGAGGAAAUGGAGUUCGAGUGCAACCACUUUGGCGUGUUUGAGAAUGCCAUCGACAUGGCACACAUCCACUACCUGCACGGCGACUCGUUUGGGAACGCCGACGCGCCCGAGAUCAAGGACAUGCAGGUAGCCAGCGACGCCUAUGGCAUCACCGCCACCUUCACCAUCACCAACAAGCCCGUGAAUGCCUUUUGGUCCAUGUUCCAGGUUCCGGAGGUGUUUGUGACGGCGCGCGUCUUCCUGCCCUCCACCUCCGUGGUGACCUUCACGCUGGGGGCGGGCCUGUCCUUCACCACCUUUGUCAACACCGUGCCCCUCACCGCCACGCGCUCCGUCAACCGCUUCGCCCUCAUCCGCCGUCUGGCCUCCGACCGCACGGGCUUGUUCAACGCGCGCAUCUGGGACGGCAUGGCGCGCGACGCAAUGCGCAAGAUCCUGUCCGAGGACAAGGCCAUGGUGGAGCAGCUGCGCUACGACCUCCUCCCCGCCGAGUACAGCGUGCGGGCCGACCUGCCUCAGGUGGCCUUCCGCAAGCUCAGGCAGCAGUACGUCGACAUGGGGUAUGGACUGCCCACGGAGACGUUUGUACCCACACACACUGUGCCGGCAAACUUGGACUGA